This is a messenger RNA of Gryllus bimaculatus (two-spotted cricket), 387 nucleotides long. Lineage: Eukaryota; Metazoa; Arthropoda; Insecta; Orthoptera; Gryllidae. The record is from the annotation of a GenBank genome assembly.
AUGCAGCUGGGGCCCACGUCCGUCUCGAGGUUCAGGCUUCGUCAACGCACUGCUCUGUCCGAGCGCUCGGGAGGUUCCCCCCAGUCGACAUUCGUUGUUACUUCGCGGGACGCGAGCAACGCGAGCAUCGGCAGCGGCGAGGGGACGGGCGAGGAGGACGACGACUCCAACGGCAAGAAGAACCAGAAGAAGCGCGGCAUCUUCCCCAAAGUGGCCACCAACAUCUUGAGAGCGUGGCUGUUCCAGCACCUCACGGUGAGUACCCGCCGCGCCGUCUCUCCUAAACUGGCGUUCAGCGCUUUCCGUGCUUUCAUCCCUCAUGUUCUCGUGGUUAUACUUCUGUGGGCUGGAGGUGUAGGACACCAUGUCCAAUUUUGCCCGAAAUGA